This is a messenger RNA of Aspergillus thermomutatus, 17538 nucleotides long. RefSeq names its product involucrin repeat protein (gene lah). Lineage: Eukaryota; Fungi; Ascomycota; Eurotiomycetes; Eurotiales; Aspergillaceae. The coding region runs from base 1 to 17538 and encodes 5845 amino acids. The transcript has 3 exons. The record is from RefSeq and is a predicted model, not a curated record.
AUGUUCAAGGCCCUGAUGGGCGGGGUCCGUUCCUCCGAUGCCCGCAGCACAACCUCCAGCUCCAAGAGCAGGAGCCGCCGCCGAACCAACUCCAAGGCUUCUUCGACGGUCAGCCGCAAGUCCUCACGGGGUGACGACCGUGAUCGUGGCUUGGGCGAUCUGUCGGCCUACCCUUCCUCAGGCAGCCGCAGCAAGCGAUACGCUCCCAGCGCAGCGGGCGAGUCUGUCGCUUCGAGCUAUGCGACGGCGGAUCCGGGCAUAUCCACUGAGCACGAUGCGAUUAUUGUCGAACGGACACCCAGACGCAGAGAUACCGAUGAAGAAAGCGGUCGCGAUCGAUAUUCCGAUAUUCGCGACAGUGAUGGGCGAAGUUCUCGCCGACGCGACCGGGACCGAUCGCCCAGUCGUGAGCGUGAACGGGCCCGGUCGGAGAGGGACGAUCGAGCGCAAUUGAAAGAUGACGCUGUAGAGUCUCGCGACCGUCGUCGGGAACGAUCGCGGACUCAGUCAGGCGAUACGUAUCUGCCGCCUCUUUCCACAUCGAUGCCCGCUCAGCCAAAUCCGCCCACGAUCUAUGACCCCCAUGUCCAGCAGCAGUUCCCAGGUCAGUUCCCUGCUUUUGUUGCCGAGCCAUAUCGACCUCCGAACCCUGCCGGCGAAGCGGCCGAUUACUAUGGCGAUCAAGGGCAGUCCGUUGCCGAGCAGCCAGGUGUGCGCCCGCAGCCUCCGUCUGUCAUUCCCAACAGCCAGACGCAUCUCAUGGCUGCGUCGCCUGUCGCCAAUCCACCACCGGAGCCGAGCAGCAUGGGGCAGGUGGGCGCAGCCGCUGAUUACUUUGCAGGCGACGCCGAACUAGAGGGGGACCCAGCGCCUGGACGACCGGAUCAUCCAACUGCUGGCGCAACGUCCAAGCCUUCCAGGCCAUCUAACGUUACAUCUGGCAUCUCGGGGAUGGCUGCUGGAGCUGCUGCUGGAGCUGCUGCCUAUGGAGCAGCAAGUAGUUUCCCCAUGCCGGCCAGCCCGACAUCGCCUCCGGAACCUGUCCCAACGACUGCUCCCUAUGCCCCUCCUAUGACUUCCAGCACCACCAAACCGCCCCAUACCCAUGGUGUUGGAGCCACAGUUGGAGCGGCAGCCGCGGGUGCUGCAGCAGGAUACAUGCUUGGCCACCACCAGCACCAUUCGAUGUCGAGCACCGACCAUCUAUCCCAGUACACCAUGCAGAAUUACGACGAAUCUUCUCAGCAUGGGUUCGGAAACCCAGGUCCCACAAUCAACAAUGCACCGGCCAAUCCAGCGUGGUACGCUGCUGGAGCAGGAGCAGCCCUACCGUAUGCUGCAAGCCCUCUGCAUCCCCACCACGCUGCUGUCCACCACGGGGCUCCCUUUCCCUCCGGAAGCCUGGCAUUUCAGCAGCGCCAACGUGGCCCGCUUGACAAGUUCAUCGACUUUUGGCGUGAUCCGGAGGGUGUCGGUAUGUUUGAAGACUAUACCGAGGCCAUAGGCGUCUGUAAGUACUGCUUCGAACCCGGCACUUCCUCGCGUGACGCACCUCGUAAACAUCACUACCGCCCACGCCGAUCGUCCGCUGAGCGCCACAGCGGUGGCUCCCGGGUGGGAAAGGCAAGUCGCUAUACAUCCUCUGAGGAUGAAGGUCGCCGACGGAAGAAGUCAUCACGGAGUUCCUGGCUGCUGCCUGGACUGUUGGGUGGAAUGGCGGCCAAAACGCUUUUCAAUAACAAGGAUUUUGAAGACACCUAUAGCGUCCGUUCGGGCCGAGUGAUGACCGUCAACGACUCUGAAAGUGUCUCAACAACACGACGAAGCCAGACCUCGCGUGGCGUCUAUAGGCGUCGCAGUCAGUCUCGAGACCGUGAAGGCCGCAUCCUUUACUCAGACUCGAAGAAGAGCCAAUAUGAAGAUAGACGACACGGUUCUCGGUCCCGAUCCCGCUCUUCCUCCCGAAAUGACCGCCAUUCAGCACUCAGAGACGCAGCCCUAGGUGCUGCAGUGGGCUCAGCAGCUUUGGCUGUGGCCAAGUCCCGUGAUCGAAACCGCAGCCGCAGUAGUCGCAGUCGCAGCCGAUCCCCAAGAAAGACAAAAGGGAGAAAGUCGUCAACCUCUGACUCUUCCUCCUUUGUUGAUAUCUCCCAGCCUGCUCGAAAGUCCGUUGGCGGUGGCAUUGCUUCUUUCUUCACGGCUUCUUCUGAGAACCGUAGAAAGCGCCGAGUCAAGAAACGCAGGAGUAUCUUUUCGUUCAACAACUCGUCCUCUUCUUCGCUUGAUGCGGACUUGGCAUUCGGUACCGGAUUCGCACGAAAACCUGCUGGCAAGUCGAACAAGAAGAGCAGUAAGAAGAAGGACCAUGACGUGGAUGCAGCCUUGCUGGGGUUAGGCGCUGCAGCCACCGCAUUAGCUGCUACGUCUCAUGGACGCAGUCGGCGGACUGGAGAGAUUCUCGCGGCCAAGGAGACGCGGUCGCGACACUCGGAUUACACAUCGUCCGUCACGAACGAUGAAGGCUGGGAGGAUAUGGACUCAGGGGACCAGUCUUCCUCCAGUGUCAGUUCAGCGCUCGCGUUCGGUGGUAGCGCAUUGUUCGGUAGCGAUGAAUCACAGUCGUCUGACUCUGGUACCUCAAAAUGGGGCUGGAGAUGGGGAAGCGGAAAGGAUAAAAAGAAGAAAAAGAGGGCUAGCUCCUCGGAGGACCGAUUCCCUACAGGUGCUGCCCUCGCUGCAGGUGCGCUAGGAACGGCCGCGUUGGCUUCUACCCAUGACAGAGACUCCAGACUUCCCAGCCAGGGUGCGUCAAGCAGCUCCGGGAGCUUGCAGCAUGUGGCCCCCGUGCCAACUAGCGAUCCUACCCGCUUUGAUGCGAUCAACGUGUCGUCUCUGCCCCCUGGCGAACCCGCAUUCGUUCGACCAGGUCCCAUUCCAUUGCAGCAACCGCAGCCCAUGACGCUAGUCUCACAGGCUGUUUAUGCUACCCAGGGCGAGUCGAUUCCCGCUUACAGUGCUCCCGUGAUCCCACCUGUUUUUCCUCCGACCUCCUACAUCCCUUACAGACCUGAACAAAGUCAAAGUGUAGCUUUAGGCUUUAAUCGACCACAUCGCAGGAGCGAGUCUUUUCCCGUGUUCCAGACAGAGCCUCUGGAAGGUGCGCCAGCACCCGGCCUGAAGCGUCGCUCGACCGUCAAGGAUCAGACCUCGGUCCAAUUUGAUCUGACCAAGGAGCAAGCUGAUAAGGAGCGACGUGCGGAUCGUCUUGAGCAGUUGAAGCGCGAAGCGGAGCGGGCCAACGGAGUGCAACUCAUUGAUAGGGAAGAUGAACCUGCCGUCUGGGAUGACGAUCGUCGUUCAAGACGCUAUGAAGAUCGUGGAUACGAUGACCGCAGACAAGAAGAGCCUAAACAUGAUCGCUACUACAAGGAUUCCGAAAAGGACAAAGACUCAUCCUCGCGGAUCGGUGCUGCCGCCGCGGGUGCAAUAGGCGCCGCCGCUGCAGCUACUGUGCUAUCUGGAAGAGGUUCGGUUGACGAAUCCUCCGAAACCAGCCAGCGGCGCCACGACGAGCGUCGGCAGCAGCGCCGAGCGGAGCGUCGCCGUGGAUCCGAGCCGGAGUCGGCGGUGUCCAGCCAUAGUAAAUCUGAGCCUGCCCAGGAGACGAUCGAUGAUCAUCCGACCGAGAAACGUCAGCCGGAGCUGACCAAGCCGCCUAGUCCCAGUCGCGGUCCCCACAAAUACGACGAUUACGCUGAGUUCUUCGCUCCUGAAGAGUUGCGGUAUAGUCCGGACGCCUACAAGCGGCGCGAGCCUGCCUCGAUGCCUACUAUCAUUGAGAUCGAACCUGCAAGUGAGAGACAGUCGCGAGAAGUGCUGCCCCCAGCAGAGGAGCCACAUCCCCAAUACCGAGAUCUGCCAUGGCCGGUACCUCUUUUGAAACUCAUCGAGCCCACUCCUCCCCAAAGUUUGAGUGGAUCCGUCAGAGACGCUGCUUCACCCGUGGUUAGUGCUCGGGAUAUGCCUACUCACGAAGAAGAGGAAAACGUGAAGCCGGCUGCACGACAAACGACCGGCUCCCGUGUCUCCUGGGGAGAGCACGAAACGCACGAGUACGAAGUUCCGUCCACGUCCUCGGAACUCGAAUCAGUUGACCAUGAGACCACUAGAGUCCAAGAGGAGUCUCAUUCGCCGGUACUCGAACACCGGGACGUGCCCUCCAAGCACGUCGCGGAUGAUGUGGGUGCGGACAUUGAGUUUGCGGCUGCCUUGGCUGCUGCCACCGCAGCUGCGGGCUUUGAUCCUGCCCUCGUGACGGAGGAUCCAACAUAUCAUACACGGUCUUUGCCUCUUGGCUCUCGAGGUGGGGUCGAAUUCAGGUCCCCAUGGGUGGAGGCCGAGUUAGAUUCUAGGAUUCCGCAUGGCUUUGUCGAAGGAGAGGUUGAGACCCCCGAAGAUGAAAAAGCCGGACUAAAUAGAGUCGUCGCAGAGCAGCCACUGUACUCUGAACCUGAGCCUGUUUCACGGGAACUGGACAAUCAAGAACCGUCUGAGCCCCAGACUCGAACCUCGAUCGCUCAGGAGGUAAUCGACCGGCUCAACGGAAAGCAAGAUGAAGGAGACACCUCACGUAAAGCUCGAUCCGACACAGAAAAGAGUUCAAACUCCGGCGAGAAACGCGAUGAAUCUGAGCUCCCUGCUCAAGACUCGUUCUCCAUGCCCGGCGGAUUUGAAACGGAAGAGUCACCCUCGGAAUCGAAGCGUGAUGUGGACUCGCGUGACGCCGGUGGCUUAGACCGCCGAUCCGUUGUUUCAGCCCCUGUAUCUAGUGAAUACGAUUCCUCAACAAGACCGAGAAAAUCCAGACGAGACAGUGGUGACUUUGACGAUGCUGAAGAUGCCGCCUCUGCGUCAGUUGAGCCGGAUGGCACCGAGGGGAAGAAAAAGCGACGGAAGAGACGCUCCAAGCGUGACAGUGACACCUUUACCGACUCUGCCUCUGUGACAUCCUCGCCCGCCAGAAUUGGGGAGUCCAGCGAGAAACACAAGAGCACGGAUGACAAGGACAAAGAAAAAAGGGCGGGGGGUUUCUUCAGCAGUAUCUUUGGCUCGAGAGUUUCAGAGCCGGUGGACACCAAGACGUCGUCCUCUGCAGAUAGGCCUUCGUCGCGUGAGAUUCAGUCCGAGGUCGGGCGUCGGGAGUACGAGGAGUCACGCCGCCGGAGGAGGGAGGAAAGGUCAUCCCGGCGUCGCAGCUCCAGUGGCGGGGAUAAGGGCCCCCGGCGAGAUGAGGAGAGCGGUUCCGACAAGGAGAACAGUAAGGCUAGAGACAAGGAUGGUAUUGACAUUGAGAACUACAAGUCUAGCAGGCAACGGAGGGAAGAGAGACGGCGACGAAGAUACGAGGAUAUUGUGGAAUCGGGGAAACCGGAGGAGUAUGAGAAGGAUCGGAAAAUAUCGGAAGACAACGACGAGAACCAGUCUUUUUUAGCAGAAGGCCCCGAAAUGCCAGUCCAGGUAGACGACGGCAAUAGAGAGCGUGGUGCUUCGGGGCGCGUUCCUUUGGCAGAGAGAGACGUCACAGGGCUGGGAUUAGACGUACUGGAACAGCGGCCAAGGGGCCGCUCGACAUCCCCUGAAGCCUCGGAAAGGAUCGUGGAUCCAGCCCCCAAGUCCCAGAGUAGGCCGGCCUCGCCCGAGCCGAAUCGGCAAGAGGGAGACAAUCAGAGCCAGUCGUCACGACGAUCAUCCAUGUUGCGGUCGACAGAGUCGCCUACCGCGGUGCCGUUGCACUUCCGUCGCCCCCCAACCUCGCCUGGGACCAAUCGUUCGGCAUCCGUCAGCGCCCCUACUGCACCAUCUCCCGGGUCUCCAACAGCGCCCAAACGCCGACCAAACUCUACCGAGUUCAAGAGUUCGCGCGAGAUCCGGCCCCUGUGGCUGGUAGAGCGUCACGGUCCUGGACACGGGGAGCAUGAGCCCGAGGAACCGCUACCAUCGCUACCGUCAAGCAAGACUUCAUCCGCGAACAACUCCGUGGAAGAUCUCACGGCCCUUCAGGACGAGAGAAGCUGGGAGGCGGUUGAUCUGAGCCAUCAUGUCCAUGACACUCGGCGACCGAGCGGCAUCGACCUGUCUCAGAGCAGAGGUGUCGAGCACGAUGCCCUAGGUUCUCAGCAGGUCACACCUACCGCGGCAACUUUCGAUCAGAUACACCCAAAUCCUCCUUCACGGAAAGAGCUGAAAUAUGAGUUCCAUUCUCCCUCGGAACUCCUGCAAGAUCCGACCGCGUACGGAGACGUGCAGCCGUUUGACGUGGGGGAUCUCCCUUCCGCAGAGGGCUCGGCUGUGGGUGUCAAGGAUGCAAGUGCUGGGAAUGAAGACAAGGUAGAACGCCCGGCUGAGGCCUUGCCUUUUCGGCCCUCUACCCCACAAAACAAUGAUAUCGCGGCCUCCGAGGACACGGAGACCACCCCUACUCAGACCAGGACCGUGAACGCUUUCGAAGGCCCUGGAUUCGCUGGGGUGGUUGAUGCUGCUGUUGCAGCAGCUGUGGGUGGUGGUCUCGGCACGCAGCCAGAUGUUGCAAUUUCCGCCAAAGAAGGUCCAGUGGAUCUUCCUGGUGCUGUGGAAAGAACUGAUAAGUCGAUUGUUGCCAACGAUGAACCCGCGGCAGCUUCCGUUUCCACCCCCGGCGCACCUCUUGACUUUGCAGCCGUUGUUGAUGCUGCGGUUGCUGCAGCCACCAACUCUACUGGCGAGAAGCCCGAGGCUGCUAGGGAAAUUGAGCAGCCGCAAGCCACUGAAAAGUCAAAGGACGAAGUAGCUGCUGCUGCAAGCGAACAGCAGGAGCCCGGGGAAUCGCAUCUGCAGCAGUCGCCUGAGUCAACCGAGCCCGUACCACAAGCCCCACACGCGGACGAACAAGAGAUAUCACAUCCGACUGGGAACGACGACAGCGUCCCGCGAGAUGACAAAAGAAGGGAUUCAGUGGCCACAGUGGUUCCCCUAGUGGAAGAAGCCUCCCAUGAACAGGGGAAGCUGGACACCAGCGCGGCCAUCCCAGAAAUAACCGGGGAAAACAAGGAGCUUCCGUCCGAGACAACGAACAAGAACGCGGGCGAUAAUGAUCAGGUCCAGCCCGAGGAGCCGUCGGUGGACACUGACGAGCCAUCUUCGUCUUCUGCCAAGAAAAAGAAGAAGAAUAAGAAGAAGCGUCAGAGCAUGGACUCAAGCACGCACGAGCCGACUACACUUGUCGAUGACUCGACUGCCAACCAGGGGGAGGAGGGGAAAUUUAUUGUUGAAGAUGCACGGACUGAUGCCGUCGAGUCGUCUGAGCCAGCACUAAAGGAGCAAUUUCUUACCGACCAGCCUGCCAGUGCUGAAGCUACAGCUGCGCCCGAGCAGGAGCCGGUAGAGGCCACGGUUGAUAUAGAGCAAGCCACCGAAGCGCCGGGCGUCAAAGCACUUGAAGAUGAACCGGCACCCGCUGCACCCGAAGAUACGCCUGCCGAACCAACUGUUGAGACACCAGCUGAGGACCAAGCCGAGACGACAUCUUCCAAGAAGUCCAAAAAGAAGAAAAAGAAGAAGAACAAGGGCUCUGCUCCUGAGGAGAACACGGAGGACCCGAAUCCUACAGAUACUCCGGAACCAUCCGCUGCAACUUCGCAGGUCAUCGUGGAAGAGCAGGUAGAACCUACCGUGGAAACUACACAGCCUGCCGAGGGAGAACCUAAGCCUACCGAGGAGAGCACCAUUGCUGUGCCCGAGAAUACUGUCGAGUCCGAACCGGUGCCCAAGAAAAUGGAAGCUCCUCAAGACCCUACUGGUGAAAAAGUUCAAGAUGUUCCCGUACCAGGAGAAUUUCCAGGCUCACCGGUAGAGGCUGAUAAUCAGGCUAAAGACUUGCCGCAAUCUGGAGAAGAGUUCCAAGCUGAGCCUACUCGCGCCCAAGAGCUACCAGAGAGUACCGAGAUCACCCACAAGAUUCCCGACAUGACCCCAAGCGUAAAUCCUUCGGAACCAGUAGUGAGUGAGAUGAUGAAUGAGACGGCCUCUCCGGAUGUUUGGCAUGACGCAUUGGCUUCCUCUCCCGAGCAGAAGAGCGCCGAAACAGAGCAAGCUGAUCCUAAAUCUGAUGAGCAACACAACGAGGAGAAGGCACCGGAGUCCGAGAUACAGCCAAUUGACAAAGAACAGGCUGAGAUCUCAGAAAAGCCUGUCGAGGCGGAUACUCCUGCUCUCAUCCCAGUCCUUCCUGCGGAACAGCAAGAGCAAUCCAAGGAGCCCCCUACUCCUGUGUUAGAUUCUACUUCCACGGAUAAGGUCGAAACGGUAGGGUCUAGUGUCCGGAACGAAGAGCCCACUCCCACUACUACGGAAUCGGAAACUCCCUUGUCACGCAAAAACAGCAAGAAGAACAAGAAAAAGAACAAGCGGAAGAGCACUGCAGAGACACCAGUUCAGAGUGAGGCUGUUGAUACUGCGGAGCCUAUCUCUUCAGUGGAAGGCGUGCGUGAACCUGGUCCUGAGACUACAAGCACAGCUGUGGAGGAACCUCAAGUAAAGUCGCUGGAUGAGGCUGUCGAUGAAAAUAAGGGAGAAGCUACGGACUUUCAAAAAGAUAUCAAAGAGGAACCCUUGCCAGAGGACGCGGCUGAGGUAGCAACCGAUUCGCAGCCGGCUACAGCUGACGAAAUCCAUCAGACAGCAGCGGAAGACCCGGCGCCAGACGCGGUGGCUGAGAUCAUGAGCGAAUCCCAGCUAGCUACACCUCAAGACGUUCUGAAGACAGCACCAGAAGAGCCCGUCAACGAGCAGCCAAAAAAGAAAGGCAAGAAAAAGAAGAAUCGCAAAUCAGUCAAUGUGUCCGAGUCCCAGCCUGAGUCAGAGUCAGAAGUCAAGACUGAAGAACUCCCAUUAGUUGAAGCUGCAGAGACCCCGCAGCCUCAAAUAAGGAGUGAGGUAGCGGCCGCAGUUGACAGUCAGGUACCGCCAGAGUCGAGUAUCAUGGAAGCACCUGCAGGGAUUGGAGACAUUACGCCCGCUUCCGCAGCGGAGGCAAUUGAACUAAAUUUACCUGCGGGGAAAGAUGAGGCCAAUGGCGGAGAACCACAUGUGUCCGAGCCCAGCGAGCAGCCAAAUAUCGAGACUGUGUCUGGCCCUGAACCAGACCCCGAAUCUGUGCCUGAAGCGGGGGCAAUUGCAGCGACUGGCAAAAAGGGCAAGAAGAACAAGAAAAAGAAGCAGAGCCUGUCUCUCACCCCUGAUGAAACGCCAGCCUCCGAGUCGUUAACUCCCGCAGACGCUGCAGAUGCGAACACGGAUUUGCCUGUCGCACCUGAAGAUUCCUCCUUGGAGACUGAUAAAGAGCCAAUGCGGGAGGAGCCAAUUGAAAGCCAGCCGACCGUUGAACCGGUUGCUGAAACACCAGAUCAAAGCACGACGGAGGAAGCUGUCUCUAUGACCUCAGCGCAAAAGAAGAAGGCAAAGAAAGAUAAGAAAAAGAAACGCCAAUCUACUUCAUUGGAUGAGACACCUGCGUCUGAGUCGAUGAUUGAAGAAGCCGAUGCCAAGGAUGUUACUCCUGAAGGUGCUCAGUUGCGCUCGGAAGAGCCGUCUGAACCUCAAUCACUCGAGGCUACUUUGGAUGCCAUCGAGCACGUGGAAGCGACAACUGAGCCUUCGCAAGAACAGCCCAAGGAGGAUGUGUCUUUGCACCCGGAACGCAGCUCCAACUCUGAUGAAGAGUUCGUGCUGGUACCAGAACAUGUGCCCUACGGACCCAAUGAUGAAGAUUCACCCCGAUCUGGUUCCACGGGGUUCGAUCUCACAAAAGGGAACAGUGAAUUGGAAAAACAGCCAUUGACCCAGGAAGGUGUCUUGGAUGCAAACGAGGCCACUCCCGCCGAAUCACCCUCUGCUGCUGCCCAACCUGUCCAAGAAGAAUCCAGCCCCACGCCAGCAUUGGAGGGCGGUGCUGCCAUCGAAGAACCAGAGGCUGCAGAAAAGGACGUACCUGAAGAUUCUCCAGACAAGACAAUCGAGCACAAUGAAACUCCUGACGAUAGCUUGACGGCAAAAGAAGCUCAAGCCGAAGUAGUCAGCACAGAGACUACUCGAGAGACUGACCAAGGCGGUGCAGUUCCGGACGUCGAAGCUGGCUCUGAAGGCUUGAUUCGGGAUGAUCAGCCUUCCGCUUCCUCGAAAAAAAAGGACAAGAAGAAAGAGAAGAAGCGCCAGUCCCUUGCCCUGAACGAUGAGCAAAAUCCCUCCACCAAGGAAGUACUGACUGCUGAGCCUCCCUCCGACCCAGUUCCAGAGCCCUCGGAAGUUGAUGAAUCUGCGCCUGUUCCUUCCGCCCCUGAAGAACAGCAGAAGUCUGAUGACGCUGCAGCCGACAAGGCAGGACAAGAGUCAACUGCUGAGCCUCCCUCCGACCCAGUUCCAGAGCCCUCAGAAGUUGAUGAAACUGCGCCUGUUCCUUCCGCCCCUGAAGAACAGCAGAAGUCUGAUGACGCUGCAGCCGACGAGGUAGGACAUGAUCCUCCCUCCGACCCAGUUCCAGAACCCUCGGAAGUUGAUGAAUUCGCGCCUGUUCCUUCCGCCCCUGAAGAACAGCAGAAGUCCGAUGGCGCUGCAGCCGACGAGGUAGGACAAGAGUCAACUGCGGAGACAAUUCAGACAGCGCAACUGGCAGAGGAAGUGCAGACGACCACGUCCAAGAAGAAGGCAAAGAAGGACAAGAAAAAGCGCCAUACACUCUCUUUGGACGAUGAUCGAACUCCUUCGACUGAGGAGAAGAUCGACGCCACUGAAACCGUAGCAGAAACAGCUGCCGAGCCAGCACCACCUUCUUUCGCUUCGGAAGAACCAGAGAAAAUUGCAGAAGCUCCUUCCAAUGAAGCUACACGAGAACCCACUGCAGAUGAGACUCAGACCGUGGAGUCCACAGAGGAAAGUCAAACAGCAAAGUCGAAGAAGAAGGCAAAGAAAGACAAAAAGAAACGGAAGUCUGUCUCCUUUGAGAUUGAAGAGCCAUCGACUCAGCCGAGCGAGCCUGACCACCCUGUCGCGACUUUUGGCGAGACAGUGACUCCACAUGAGGAGCCGAAGCCCGAGGACGAACCUUCCGCACGGGAAGGUCUUACUGAGGAGUUUCAGCCAUUAGAAACAGUCCCUGCGAGCCUAACUCAAGGUGGAACAGAUAUUGAUACUCAACCUGAGCAACCUGAGCCAAAUGCCAAGGCUACAGAAGUUACAGAGCAACAAGAGCAGGUUCCCGAGCCUUUCCCAGGUUCAAUCACGGAGGAGCAGGCUGUGGAAGAAACUGCAGCUCCGCCGUUGGCUGAUGAGGCGUCCCAAUCACAAGAACAGAAAGUCUCCUCGGAGACCUUAUGGUCUGAAACUCAGGAGGACCGUGUCAAGAGUGUCCAGGACGCUGAAUUGUUAGGCGAGAAGACAGAGGAGCGCGCUGUCCAGCCUUCGCUAGAAGACAACGAGAGCACCAAGACCGAAGCCUUGACGGAACAAGCAGAGUCCGAGCCGCAGACGCCCAUUGAUGAGGGCGAGCAAGGAGUAGGGCCCUCUAAGUCAAAGAAGAACAAGAAGAAGAAGAAAAAGAAGGACACUCUGGAGCCAAGAGAAGAUAUGCCAGUGACACCGCCUGAGCCUUCAAACGAUGAGCCGCUCGAAUCGACACCAGUUCUUGAACAGGAAAAGGCUCACGACACUGCCGAGCCUGACGCCACAGUGUCUGAACCUCUGCGCGAAGAGGAGAAACCCGAAGAGGAACCCAGCGGGUUUAUUUCGGCAAAAGCAAAGAAAAAGGGAAAGAAAGACAAGAAGCGCCAGUCCAAGAUUCUUGAUAGCGCAAACGACGCCGCCAGCACCGCCGAAACCUCCGCAGAUGUCGCGGAACAGUCGCCCUUGAACACAUCAAGCGGCGAAGCGGAUGGCCCAGAUGCGGAGUUCGCUCAAGAAACGAGUGAAGCCGUCUCUCCCGAAGCGAAGUCCUCGGAGCCAUCGCCUGAGACGGCACUCACGCCUGCUGAAGAUGACGGUAAAGAAAAUCAGUCCCACGACACCGAACCAUACGGCGGCAACGAUAAAGAUCUGACAUGGACUGAUCACAUGGUAUCUUCGCAGGUAGAGCAACAACAAGCAACACCUUCCGAUCGUCCGUCCCAACCCGCGCUUGAAGCCGAGCCAACUUCCGUCGGCGAAGCAGCAAUAUCCAGUCAUGUGGAACAAGGUGAAAACAACGCAGACAAGGCUUCGCCGGCCGUUGACGAUAGGGUAGAGGGAUCUGGUGAAGAAGGUACGAGAGCGAAGAACGAAAUGAUGGCCGAAAGUCCCGAGAUACGAGAUGAGGGUCUUCUUGAGAUUCCGCGAGAAGAAGAGAAGGGAGAGGUAUCAAGCCAACGAGAAGACUCCAUUCAGGCCGAAACCGAAGAGCAAGUGGGGGAAUCGACGAAAGCACCCGCUGAAGAAACACACAAAGAUUUCAUGAGCCAGGAACCGGCUCCAGAAUCCGUGCCAGAGGGCGGAGAUGCCGCGACUAAGGAUCAGUCCACUGACAUUGAGGUUAACGAUCCUUCAAAGCCAGAGGACGUCCUUGAGCUGGAGAACGAAGAGUUGCCAUUAUCAACCUCAGGAAAGAAAAAGAAAGACAAGAAGAAAAAGAAGGCGCAACAGGAGACAAAGACUGAUGAGACAUUGAAGGAGCCUUGGGUGGAUGUCGUGCAAGAAAAAUCACCAGCGAGCCAGGAACUGACUGAUACCACGCUACCUGUUGCCGAGUCUCAGGCAGAUCCAGUUGCCGAGCCCUCGCACGAGCUUUCCGAAUCACAGAGACCAACUGAGACUGUAAUUGACGACAAGGGCAUUGAGGAGACCCUAGGGCUGCAACAAGAGAUAAAGCUUGCGGAGGACGGCUUCGAGGAACCACCGGCUCUUUCACGAAAGAAGAGCAAGAAGGACAAGAAGAGAGAGCGCCUUGCUCAAAAGGCUGCUGUUGAGUCACGCGAGAAUGAAUCCAAGGAGGAGCCGCUGGCGACUGAAGAGCACCUCAUUCCACCUUCGGAUGCUCAGCCGACCGAGCCUGCGAUUCCUGAAUCAGCCCUGGCACUGGGAAUACCUACCGAGACAACCGCAGACGCUGGCGAAGCUGAACUGCAUUCGAGCGCCGUUCAAUUCACUGCUCCGGUGGAGGACAAUAUCAAGGCCAUAGAAACCUCUGAAGUUCAGACAGUUGAAAGCCUCCAACUGCACGAAGGAGCUUCAAGUCUAGGUGCCGAGGCCGUGGCUGAGCACACUCCACUGGAGAUUAAGGAAGAAACCCUGCCCUCUGAGCUUUUGCAGGAAGACGAGAUGAUUGAGAACGAUCCCGGAACGAACAAGGCCCAAGUACAAGCUGAACCGGUUAAUGAAGACGAGAAUGGUCGUGUGAAGUCGCUUCUUGAGCCUAUCCAAUCACUAGAGGCUCCCCAGCAGCCACUUGAGCGGGAAAAUUUGCUGAAUGAGGAUGCGGCAACGGCUCCAGAGGUACUACCUGCUGUGGAGAAGUCAGUUGCUGACGCCGAGACGGCCACGGAACCAAUAAUUGAAGAAGCACCCCUGAGUCGCAAGGAGUCGAAGAAGAAGGCGAAGAAGGCGAAGAAGCAAGCUCAAAAACAGCAAGAGAAGACCACUACUCCCGCCCCUGCUGAGCUUGGAGAAGACAGCAUUGUGGAGACUACGCCCACCAUACCAGGCAAGCCCGGUUCAGCAGAGAAUUCUGGCGAUGUCCCCGAGGCAAACGUUUCGGAAGAGCAGUUGGUUCCUUCGGAUGCCGCUCGAUCUCAAGAGACUCUUGAGCAGACUCCGAACAUGAACAAUCAAAUUGAGGAUGCGCUAUGGAGGGACCAGGAAAAAGAGGGCAAUGUCCAGGCUGAACCAAGCCAAGGCGCUGAAUUUAGAAACGAGCAAGUUGCCGAGGAUUUCACCGAGGGUCAGCCUGAACCCACAGCGGCUUUUGCGAGAAAAUUAUCCAAGAAAGAGAAAAGAAAAGCCAGGAAGAAUUCUGCCAAGGAUGCCAUCGAUCCUUCAGACGAGCCCGAGCUGCGAAAUCCAACCGAAUCUAUCGAGCCAUCCGUCUCUACCACGGACCAAGCCAAGACCGACGAAGAUCCAUUUCUGACAGGUGCCUACGACAAGCAAAUGACCGAGGAGGUUCCACGAUCACUUGAGGCUGAGCCAGGAGCUCCGGAGAUGCACCAAGGUGCAGGUGACGAGGAUGAUUGGCCUGCAAUAGACUGGGAGAAAGGUAAAGUCGAAAUCCAAGAACAGACGCCACAGUCGUCACCUGAGGCUCAUGCAGUUCCUUUUGAGCCAGGCAUUGCAGAAUUCGACGAGUCUGCCAUCCCAGAGGGAUUGCUUAGACGACAAAGUCUAUCCCGUAGAGGUGCCUGGUCGUCUCCAAUGAGCAAGCAACUGAUGGACUGCGAAAGUUCACAGCAAACAGGGGCAGAUGAAGCAGGAGCUGCUCCGCAAGAAGGUGGUGUAGUGGUAGAGCCUGACACGGUGGUCGAGACGGAGCAGUCUGCCAAACUGAACGCAGAACCUGCAAGUUCGCAAGUUCAAGAAAAGGCCAUGCAGCAUCUCGAGAACGCUUUGGCAUGGGAUCAAGCAAAGGGUGGGACCGAAGUGAUGCCGCCAAAGCAAAGCAAAAUUGCGAGCAUCUUCCCAAAUCUUGAGCGCGGAUCCUUUCGACGACCUGUUCCGGGCCAAGAAUUGAUGCCGGUAAAAGAUAGUGCUGAGGAUGAGACUAUUGACCAACAUGCGGAUGGCAACUGCGCGAUCCAGGUCUCGGAGGCAACUAUCCCGGCCGGCGAGCCGGAAGAGAGCCGUUUACAGGGCCAGCAAGAUGAGAAAAUUCAGGAGCCAGCGGCUACGGUUUUUACGCGGGAUCUAUCUCUGGAAGAGCCUAUGAAGAUGCAGGACACAAGCAGCACUCCAGUUAACCUUGCUGUUGACGUUGAGAUUGAUCCCUCAUACAAUGUUUCUGUGAUAUCCGAUGGUCCAGGGAAAGAAACCGAAUCUAUUGAAAUUGAAUGGAAGGACAACGACAAUACGCGAACCCUAGAAGCCGAAACACCCUUGUACGCACCGUUGCCUGUGCACGAACAGAAGUCAUCUCUUGUCAGCCAUACUUCUCCCGUUGGAAUGGACCGAGACGAGCAGAUUCUGAGAAACGAUUCUUCCUGUGGGCUUCGCCGCAGCCCGUCAAUUCAUGGGCGACACGAUCACCCACCGCGAACAUGGUCGCUGGAGGAUUCACCGAUCACCAAGGCAGUGACACCACCCCUGGCGACGACGUCUCUAUUUGGGGGACCAGCAGGGGCCCCUGCGGACAUGGGCUCACCUCCACGUACUCCAUUACAAACUAUCGCGGAACAAGAGCCAGACGAUCGAGUGGAGCUAGCGAGCGGGUUAAGAUCCAUGGUUCCUGAACACGGGACACCCCGUCUGGAGAUGAAGCCCGAACAUGUUCUUCCACGUCCCGAAACUCCGAUCAGAAAGUUUACAGAUAAUGCGCUGGCACGUCAGGCAUGGCCUGUAUCGGACAAUGACAAGCUCCAAAGCUCGGCAGACGAGGAUGCGGGUCUCGCUGUCAAGAAACGGCGGCCAGGUAACGAAUGGCCCGCCGAAAUACUGAAAACUCCGGACCAAGGAAUGCCGAUUCUAAGACCAAGCAGCGUGAGCAGCAUCAAAAGUGUGCAGAGCAAUUACAGUGUGACUGGUGGGCAGCGAUCGCUACGACGCACCAGUCGCAACACCAGCGGGGAUUUGCGGGCGGCUAGCCAGGCACAGGAAAGCCACAGUCCCCAGCCACACGAUACGCCCCAGCCUCCUCAGCCCCCGCCCUCCGAUCUCAACAUCGAGCGCAUCGCUUCGUCUUCCUCCUACGACCCCGUCACGGACAAGGGCAAGCGCCCCAUACGAGCCAUGCCGGACGUCUAUGAGGGAUGGGGAGAGACGCCCAGCUCGCCUCGGUCGCCGAGCCGACCGCCCAGUAUCCGUCAUCGUCGAAGUAUGCAACACCUCCAAGAACUUGAGGCUCGUCUCGAUCAACUCAUCUCUGAAAAUCGACUCCUCAUCGCCGCUCGUGAAGCCGCCGAGGAUAAACUUCGGAAUGCUAGUGUCGCCCGUCGCAAGAGCGACCAUACACUCAACGAGCGCAGUGCCGACCUGCGGGACAGAGAAGCCGAGGUGGAAAACCUGAAGAAUUCCGUGGAAUGGCUCCAAAAGGAAGUAACCCGCCUGACAGAAGAGAAUGAAGGGCUUACCACCACGAACUCCAACCUGACCGCCGCCCAUGCCAAGGAAAUUGAGGCGGAGCGCGAAUCGUCCUCUCGCCAAUUGGACGACUUGCGCUCGCGAUAUGAGCAGCUCUCCACGGAAGUGCAGAACACAGUGCGGCACGAAAUUGAGACUGCGCUGGCGCGAAAGGAUAACGAACUGCGACGGCUUAGGGAAGAGCUUGAAACCGCUCGGGAUAAGGUGUCGCAUUUACAACAACAAAUCGCGGCAUCCUUGCAUGACAACGUUCUCGUCUUCCGCGAUGAGGAUUACUUCGAUGCUGCAUGCCAAAAACUGUGUGGGCAUGUGCAACAAUGGGUGUUGCGGUUCUCCAAACACUCCGACCAUCGACGCUGCCGCAAACUUGCUGAGAUACAAGAUGAGAAGAUUGCAGACCGCUUCGACAAUGCGAUCCUGGACGGCUAUGAUACAGAUACCUACCUCGCCGACCGCGUCCGUCGCCGCGAUGUCUUCAUGUCGGUGGUGAUGACUAUGGUGUGGGAGUUUGUGUUCACACGGUAUUUGUUUGGCAUGGAUCGUGAGCAGCGCCAAAAGCUCAAGUCCCUGGAAAAGCAACUGAGCGAGGUUGGCCCACGGAGCGCUGUCCAUCGUUGGCGCGCGAUUACCCUUACGCUCCUGUCGAAGCGCCCGGCAUUUGCUCGUCAGCGUGAAAACGACACGGAAGCGGUUGCAUUGGAAGUCUUUGAGACUCUGUCGCGUCUCCUCCCACCCCCAAGUCAUGUCGAAGCCCAGCUCUUGGAGUCUCUACGCAAGGUUCUACGGGUUGCAGUCAACCUGUCAAUUGAGAUGCGCACGCAGCUGGCCGAAUACAUUAUGCUGCCGCCACUCCAACCCGAGUACGACACAAAUGGAGACCUAGCACGGCAGGUCUAUUUCAACGCCUCAUUGAUGAACGAACGCAGCGGGGAGACAACGUCGAAUGAGGAGCUGGAGUCGCAGCAAGCAGUCGUCCGGGUCGUCUUGUUCCCGCUAGUGGUAAAAAAGGGCAACGACACAGGCGAGGGCGAAGAUGAAGUAGUUGUCUGCCCUGCUCAGGUGCUUGUCGCUCGACCCGGCAAGGAUCCAAGGGCCAGCAAAAUCUUCAGCAGCGACCGCAUGUCCCUGGAUGGAACCAAGUCUGUUCACAGCGUCGCUCCAUCAUCAACCAUGGAUAUCAGCAACGUGAUCUGA